Messenger RNA from Stylonychia lemnae, 2778 nucleotides. NCBI's taxonomy places the organism in Eukaryota, Ciliophora, Spirotrichea, Sporadotrichida, Oxytrichidae. The record is from the annotation of a GenBank genome assembly.
AUGAUGCAUCUAAUGAAAAUCUACAGCAAAAUAGCAGCAAUAAUAACCGACAGGGCAUAAAGAUUACAGAUGGGAAUAACCAUGUACUACAUGUAAUUGCACCUGACACUUGGAACAACAUUCCUAUUUCAACAGAGAAAGAAAGACUAAGCCUCAUUUAUGAGGUUGGAGAAGGAUUUUAACAGGAAAGAAGACAACUUGAACAUGGCAAUCGAUAGAACUGAGAAAAUGUUAUCUUCUCAGUUUAUGAAAUAAUUUUAGGACAUCGAGUAAACAUUAAUGUCCUUUAAGGAGAGAGUUGAAUUUGUUCACGAGAGUGCAGGCAACAUGCUUGAGCAAAUGAACUUCAAACUUAAGAAGGUUGAUGAAACAGAAAAAGUCAAGGCUUGGUGUAGUAUGUAAAUGGAAGAAUUACUGGUACAAUUGAGAUACGACUUAAAAAAGCAAAACCAAGAUAACUACGAUGAUUUUAUGAAAUUCAAAAGCCUAUUCAACUUGCCUGGAAUUGUAGGAUAAACAAAUAAAUUCACUAACAUAAGGGAGUUUUUAUUAGAUCAAAUGCAGUCAAUAAAGCAAAAUCAUAUUGACUUGACAAAGUUGAUUGUGGAACUUGAGUAGAACAGUAUAACUCCAAUUGAAUCAAAAUUAAUGUCACUUAAUCACCAAUUUGAUUAGUAUAUUUAGGAAUAAAAUGAUAGACAAAAGCAUACUUUAGACACUCUUUAGCAAGAAGUUAAUUAUGUAAUGAGUUUAAUCAGAGAGCAAAACAAGCAAAAUGAUUCUUUGAGACUCGAUAUUGAUGAAAAGUUUGGAAAUAUUCAAGAUAAAUUUGAAAAUGGAAUGGAAGUAGUACACGCGGACCUUCGAGUUAAGGACUAAUUCUAUAAAGAUAUACAAAAAGAACUUAACAAGGCUAGAAAUGAAAAUCAGGAUAACAAGUAAAGCCUUGACAAUGCUAUAAAAGAGAUAAAUAUCAUGAGACAUUAAGCUUUGAAAUAGGUUGAUACAACUGCCAAUAAGCCAGGUUCAUCAGCUGGUAUCAAAAAGCCUAAUAGACUUGGACCAAGCAUGACAAGAGAGAUAGAUAAUCAUGAAAAUCCAAAUUUAGUCAAAAGAGUAGCAGAAAUCGAAAAAAUUUUGGAUAGCGCAAGAAGUGGUAAUUCUAAUAAUGACAACUAAAAUACUAUGAGCUUUUCAAAAAAUAAUUAUGACAUUCCAGUAACAAGUCUCUCUAAUAAAGCAAAUGAUCCAACUAAAAGAUUAGAAUUGAUGGAUAAGCAAAUAAAGACUUUAAUUAAAAAAUUUGAGGUUUUCAGUCGAGAACUUAGGAGUAAUACGGCAAUUAUCAAUAAAUUGAAAGCAACUACUUUUAGAAAUUCUAACAAUUCAAAUACAAUAGAAUUUGAUGAAUCACCUAACUAAUCUGAUAGAGAAUCGCUCAGAUCAAAUCGUAAUCUCAGAGUUAAUAUUGAGAAACAUCUCAAGGCUGAUUCAUCUAAAAAUAGAUUGAGUUAAGGUAGUUUCUAUAAAGAACCUAAUUCAGGAGCAGCUUAUGGUGAUACCACGCCUAAAGGUCUUAAGAUUGGUACAAGAUUCCUCUAAGAUUAAGAUGAUGAAAAUGACUUUUUUGACAUAAAUAAUGCCAGUACACCUAAGGAUGUACUGCCUGCUUUAACACCAAGAGCUAGUAAAUUUCAGAGGAACAGUCUAAAAGUAGAAUCUAAGGUCGAAGAUAAGAAUUUAUCAUGGCAAGACUCAAAUACUUAAAAUCUCAUUCGACUCUAAAAAAUGAUAGAAGACAAAAAGACACAGGAAGAAGCCAUGAAUCCUCCUGAUGAAAAUCCCAUUGAUAAGCCUUAAACUAGGAUCUUAGAAGAGCUAAAAGUUAAGCAAAAUGACCUUAAUAAAGUCUAGAAAAGAAUUUCAUUGCAUAAUGCAUUAGGCACUAAAGAAGAUAAUCCAUUAAAGUUGGCAUUAGAAUAGAUACCCAAAAAUACUUCAACGACUAGACCUCUAAAUUAAAAGAGAUAGUCAGCUGAUAAUACUAAAGCAACAUCAAUAGCUGAUAGCAAUUCUAAUAGAAUGCAAUUAAAUGGUAGACUCACAUAAACUCUUGGAGAAGGAAAAACCAGAGAUCACAGACUCUCAUAAACAGUUGCUUAAAGUCCUAAAGAGAAAGAUGCUUUGAAUACAACAACAGCAAAUGAAACAAGUUUAGCUUAUGGUAAGCCUAAUGAAAGGAUAACUUUGAAGAAUUAGAUAUAAAGACCGUAAAAGAUGAACUAAAGCAACGAUUAGUCUUUUACCAACAGCAUACAAAAUUAAUCUCAAAUCAAACCUCUCUAUAUAAUAAAGGAGCAAAGCUUAGAACAAGUGAUAGGUGGAGGAUAAAGUGCAAGUGGAGUUGGCGGAACAAACGAAUUUCUACCCUAAAUUUCAAACUCGAACAGAUAGCCGAUUCCUUAAGAAGAACUUAAGAAAAUCUAGAACUCUAUUGCUAGCAACAAAUCUAUUUAAGAAAGAAGGAGACUUACUAAUCAUAUUACUUCUUUGAGCAAUGUUGGAGUGUUGAUGCAAUAAUAACUAUUCGGUUAGGAGAAUACUCAGUAGCAGAUUUAUAAUGAAUAUCAAAGCAGCCAAGGAGCAGGCCAGUUUUCAACAAAAAAUUCAAGAUAAGGUACUGCUGACUUUUAAGGAAGAAAGAAGGAGCUGAUGAUCCCCUUAGAAGUUAAGUUUGAAAAAUUGGACACUUCAAAUGGGGCCAAUUCCCUAUUAUGA